UUUGGUAACUGAUCGGCAAGAUUUUUCAUUUUAAUAAUCCAGUUGAAAGUUGAGCUCUUUAACCCUCGUAAUUAUCAUCGGUGACUCACCAGAAAUUCAAACACUGAGAAACUCAGAAACAUGAUGACAAUGCAGUUUUUACCACUUGCUGAUCCUACCUUCCCUCGCACAAGAAGCUUCUCCCCCACCCUCACUUCACCAAAACGAUCUUACCUUCACACAACAAACAAACUCAAUUUCACACACAUCCCCAAACCCGAUUCCCCAUUUUCACCAUCCCCGUCAUCUUACCACCUCAAAUCAACAAACCCCAUUUUGUGUCACCCUUUUUCUAAACCAUCUUUUCUUUGCGGCAAUUCAUCGAACAGUAGUGCUGCGGCAAAUGAAAGUGAUGGAAGAAGCUUUCUUGAAGUGGUUGGAGAAGGCGUAUCAACUGCAUUUCCAUUAUGGGUAGCUUUGGGAUGCUUGCUUGGUUUGGUUAGGCCUAGUUCUUACAAUUGGGUGCAGCCACAAUGGAUUGUUACUGGCAUUACUGUUACUAUGCUUGGCAUGGGAAUGACUCUUACAUUCGAUGAUCUCGGUGAAGCUGUAGCCAUGCCAAAGGAGUUGUUAGCUGGGUUUUUUCUUCAGUUUUCAGUGAUGCCAUUAUCUGCCUUUUUUGUCAGCAAACUCUUAAACUUGCCGUCUUAUUAUGCAGCUGGUUUAAUAUUGGUAGGCUGCUGCCCUGGAGGGACGGCUAGUAAUAUUGUAACUUAUAUUGCACGGGGAAAUGUGGCUCUUUCAGUAUUGAUGACUGCUCUAAGCACAGUGUCUGCCGUGGUCAUGACCCCUUUUCUUACGGCCAAACUUGCUGGGCAAUAUGUUGCAGUAGAUGCCAUGGGACUUCUUAUGUCCACACUGCAGGUUGUUCUUCUUCCUGUAUUGGCGGGUGCUUUCCUAAAUCAAUAUUUUAAAAAACUGGUGAAAUUUGUGUCACCGUUGAUGCCACCCAUUGCUGUUGCAACUGUCGCUAUUCUUUGUGGUAAUGCCAUAGCACAGAGUUCCUCAGCAAUCCUUACAUCUGGUCGACAAGUUGUUUUAGCCGCUGCUCUCCUUCACACAUCUGGAUUUUUUUUUGGUUACGUGCUUGCAAGGUUGCUUGGGAUUGAUGUGUCUUCUUCAAGAACUAUAUCUAUUGAAGUUGGCAUGCAGAAUUCAGUGCUUGGGGUAGUUCUAGCAACUCAACACUUUGGGAAUCCGCUUACAGCAGUACCAUGUGCAGUUUCCAGCGUGUGCCACUCGAUCUUAGGCAGUGCCUUAGCAGGAAUAUGGAGACGCUCGAACCCCAGUCAAAUACAGAAUUAGAAUGUUAUCUUUGAUCUUAGGAAAAUAGCUGUUUUUUUUAUGUGAACUUUUGUACUAUUGUUGUUCGUUUGCUCUUGAAGAAUAGGAUUUGUACCUGGUUCGUCUUAUAGAACAUCUUCAUGACUAGAGAUAUUGAGUAUCGAAACCUGAACUUGUUUAUC
Molecule: messenger RNA, 1505 nt
Organism: Daucus carota subsp. sativus
Lineage: Eukaryota; Viridiplantae; Streptophyta; Magnoliopsida; Apiales; Apiaceae
Product: probable sodium/metabolite cotransporter BASS1, chloroplastic
Exons: 7
Coding region: 121-1344 (407 amino acids)
Cellular component (GO): membrane
Source: RefSeq, a predicted model, not a curated record